This is a messenger RNA of Notechis scutatus (mainland tiger snake), 347 nucleotides long. The record is from RefSeq and is a predicted model, not a curated record. NCBI's taxonomy places the organism in Eukaryota, Metazoa, Chordata, Lepidosauria, Squamata, Elapidae.
UAAAUCGUGCCCCCCACCUCCAAAAUGGAGAAGGGCAAAGGGAGCCCGGCCUCUGCAGCUGGGGGGUCUGCAGGAGGAGGAGGAGGAGGAGGAGGAGGAGGAGGAGCAGGGAAGCUGCUGAUCUACACCAGCCUGGAUGCCAAGGAUGAGUUGGAAGAGAAGCUGGAGAGGUGCAUGGGGACGGUGACCUCUCUGACCGGCGGGCUCUCGGAGAGGGAAGCCAACGACGCCUUGAACGCCCACGUGUGCAAAGGCGCCCCCCAGCAUGAGGAAGUCUGCCUGGGCCUUUUCACCAUGAUCCUGACGGAGCCUGCUCAAGCCCAGAAGGUGACAAGACUUUCGUUCUG